Carassius auratus (goldfish) is the source of this 858-nucleotide messenger RNA. Its product is annotated as ADP-ribosylation factor 4-like. The transcript is spliced from 5 exons. The record is from RefSeq and is a predicted model, not a curated record. The coding region runs from base 139 to 681 and encodes 180 amino acids. NCBI's taxonomy places the organism in Eukaryota, Metazoa, Chordata, Actinopteri, Cypriniformes, Cyprinidae. Gene Ontology annotation, molecular function: GTPase activity; GTP binding.
UCAAACCGAAAGUAAAAGAAGCCUAUAUAAACCCGCACACAAUCACAGCUUCCUCACACAACCAGCCCGAGCCUCAGCCUCCGGACCUUUAUUUCCAAUAAAUACAGACACCUUAACCUGCACUUUAAAAAAAAAAAAAUGGGCGUCUUCUUCUCGAACCUUUUCUCGCGUCUCUUCGAGAAGAAAGAGAUGAGGUUGCUUAUGGUUGGUCUGGAUGCAGCAGGGAAAACAACAGUGCUCUACAAACUCAAACUCGGUGAAGUGGUCACAACUAUUCCAACUCUAGGUUUUAAUGUUGAGACAGUUGAAUAUAGAAACAUCUCCUUCACCGUGUGGGACGUCGGCGGUCAGGACGUUAUCAGACGCCUCUGGAGACAUUACUAUCAGAACACUAAGGGCUUGAUCUUUGUGGUGGACAGCAGUGAUCAUGACCGGAUUGAAACAGCAGCAGAGGAACUAAACGCGAUGCUGGCGGAGGACGAGAUGAGAGACGCGGUUCUGUUAGUUCUUGCUAACAAGCAGGAUUUACCCAAAGCCAUGCCGGUCCACGAGCUGACAGACAGACUGGGUUUACACGCACUGAGAGGACGACAGUGGUUUGUUCAGGCCACAUGUGCGGUUCAAGGGUCAGGUUUAUAUGAAGGACUGGAUUGGCUCUCAGAUCAACUGUCCAGACGAUAAAACACUGCUGCGUUCAAACUACUUGAAGAAAGGACACUAACUCAGAACUGAAUGUAUAUAUUAUGUCCAACUUAUCUUGAAAUAUUUAUGGAAUAUUCUUCUACAUCUUCAUUUAUAAUUCCAUCUCAGUACUCUCGGAUUAAUUUUAUAAUAUAUAUAAAACAAUGUUUGGUCUGU